Molecule: messenger RNA, 321 nt
Organism: Trichomonas vaginalis G3
Lineage: Eukaryota; Parabasalia; Trichomonadida; Trichomonadidae
Product: organellar and viral DNA polymerase type B
Exons: 1
Coding region: 1-321 (106 amino acids)
Source: RefSeq, a predicted model, not a curated record
AUGAACCCGCAAUGUUCUAAAUGUAAAGCAGCAAUGAGGAAAUAUAACUACUCCGUCAAAGAGAUAGAACGUAUGAGAAACGACUAUGCAGACUUAAAGAAAGAAGCAGAGAAGCCGGUAGAAGAUAAAAUGGACAUGUUAGCAUUUCUGAACAAAAACUAUCCAACUGCUGACGAUUUCCUUCUAUCUGAUGUCAAGAAGAAGUAUAAAGAAACUUUCGGUAUCGUUAAAACAUUCGAUGUACUAAAAGAAGAAAUAGAAGCUACGAAAUUGUUUAGAGUCUCACGAAUUCAUAACGUUUACCAUGUGAAACGUUUAUAA